Cornus florida is the source of this 546-nucleotide messenger RNA. RefSeq names its product protein NEGATIVE REGULATOR OF RESISTANCE-like. Gene Ontology annotation, biological process: regulation of systemic acquired resistance. Bases 93 to 467 code for a protein of 124 amino acids. The record is from RefSeq and is a predicted model, not a curated record. The transcript has a single exon. Lineage: Eukaryota; Viridiplantae; Streptophyta; Magnoliopsida; Cornales; Cornaceae.
UAUAUAUAUUAUAUAAUUCCAGACCACAACAACAACAUCAUCAUCACCACAGAAAACUAUUCCACAGUAGCAAUUCUUUUGGCCAGAGUGACAUGGGAGGAGUAGACAAGAGAAAACGGACAGACGACAGAGAAAUGGGCGGAAAGAGAAGCAAGGCACGUGAGGAUCAUGACGGUGUGAAGAUGGCGGCAACCCAAGAGGAUGAGGAGGUGGAUGAGUUCUUCGCCAUUCUCCGGCGGAUACACGUCGCAGUCAAGUACUUUGAGAAGCGUUACGCCGUCCCCGAGGGCCGCCGGCGUGUAUUCACGGCGUGGAGGCCGUCUUUUACGUGGGAAGAUUUUGAGGGAGUUAACGGUGUCAACGAGCCGGCCAAUAGAGAGGAGAGGCCGGAGAGCCGAUAUUUGGAUCUUAACAGCGACCCAACCAAAUUAGUCACCCAUCCGAAAUUGAAAACAGUCCUAAAAUAAAAUUUUAGGAUUUGUUUGACAAUCGUUUUUAUUUUGUACUUUUACUUUGAUCAAAAGCAGAAGCAAUGUUUUUACUUUA